Molecule: messenger RNA, 1943 nt
Organism: Heterocephalus glaber (naked mole-rat)
Lineage: Eukaryota; Metazoa; Chordata; Mammalia; Rodentia; Bathyergidae
Gene: Hspb7
Product: heat shock protein family B (small) member 7
Biological process (GO): heart development
Cellular component (GO): nucleus; cytoplasm
Source: RefSeq, a predicted model, not a curated record
CAGGGACAGUCGGGCCUUAUAAAGCACUGGCAGUCAGGGCCCAGCACGCUGCGCCGGAGGCUGCCCCAUACCCUUCUCCUGUCCAGCUCCUGCCCGCUUGGACAGGGCCAGCUCUGCCUGUGAAUGAGCCACCGGACCUCCUCCUCCUUCAGAGCGGAGAGAAGCUUCCAUUCCUCCUCCUCUUCCUCCUCCUCCUCCUCCUCCUCGGCCUCCCGUGCCCUCCCACCGCAGGACCCACCCAUGGAGAAGUCCCUGAGCUUGUUUUCUGAGGACUUCGGCAGCUUCAUGCGGCCCCACUCGGAGCCCCUGGCCUUCCCAGCCCGCCCGGGGGGACCAGGCGGCGUCAAGACCCUUGGAGAUGCCUACGAGUUUGCAGUGGACGUCAGAGACUUCUCCCCUGAGGACAUCAUCGUCACCACCUCCAAUAACCACAUCGAGGUUCGGGCUGAGAAGCUGGCGGCGGAUGGCACAGUCAUGAACAACUUUGCGCACAAGUGCCAGCUGCCAGAGGAUGUGGACCCAACCUCAGUGACCUCAGCCCUGCGGGAGGACGGCAGUCUCACCAUCCGGGCACGGCGUCACCCACACACGGAGCACGUCCAGCAGACCUUCCGGACAGAGAUCAAAAUCUGAGGACCUCGGUCCCUGCCCGCCCCACUCUCCCCCUCCCCGACUGACCAGCCUUGAGUCUGCUGAACCCCAGGACAUCUCAGCCUAACUCCCACCCCCAAAACCCCAGGCCCCAGGUGGGCAUCAUCCCCAAACUAGGGCCCUUCCCUCUACCCAGGGCAGGCCAGCGACCCCUCACCUCACUAUGGCCCCCAGAUUCCACAUAUGUUGUCUCUCCAUUCAGAAUUGAGGGGCUGGGUAGGGACAGAAAGGUCCUAAAGACCCACUGAGGAAGGCAAUGGGGUCAGGCAGGGCCUCUGGGUACAUGAUCUGCAGGACAGACAGACAAAUGCCCUGUCUCCCUCUGAUCUGCCGAGCCUCUCUCUCAGAGGUGGGGGAACUGGGAACUGGGGGUCCCCUGGCAAAGCAGAGCAGAUCAGGCUGAGGGAAGGUCAUAGGUGAAGUGUCUGUCCAGGUGGGACUGCUGGAGGGAAGCCGGGAGGGCACAGCUGGGAGGGACACCUCCCCUGGCUGCCCUCCAAGCCCCAAACCAGCUGGCAGGCCGCCUGCUGCCCUGCGCCGCAGCCAGCUAUGCCCAGUCAGGGAAUGUCAUGUCUGCACAGGUGGAGUUUUUCCAAUACAGCUGGUUCGUGACAAACUGGGUGAAAUCCUGCUGUCCCCUUCCUGCUUGGUGCCCACAGGCGUGGGGGACUUGUCCUCCCCACUGUGGGCCAGGGGCCACUCCCCCUGCAGACAAGGUCCCAGACAGCGACCCAGUUUCCUGCUCACACACACACACACUCACACCCAUCCCACCUCCAUUUGUGCAUCCAGGGUAAGUGUGUAACCCACACCUCAUGCCCCACUGUCCUUCGCAUCCUCAUGUCACCACUGAGUGGGGCCGAAUCAGAGACCCUAAAAGUGGAUCCAGCCAUUCAGUUUAUAUCAGUGGGGAAGCGGAGUCUCCAGUGAGCCUGGGCCCCCAGCCUUUGUCACUGGAGGCUGGAUGGGAACCCAGGAUGUCAGCUAUUGUCAGCCCUGCUCUGGGCCCCAGGGAGUCCCUCACUCUGUUCCUCAGGCUCUGCGCCCUGGUCUAUAUGGUCCUGCUAGGGUGGAGGGGGGCAUAGGAAGAGCCAGAACCCUGCUUCCUCCUGGGCAGGGGUGAGGGUAGCAGGCAGCUGAGAGAUGGGGCCAUCUCUGCCCCCUGCUUCUUGGCUGGGCGCACUGAGGGUGGCCUCUGACCCAUCAUCCUGGGGCACUGGGGGAGGGCUGCGGGCGGUGGGAGAGUCGACUGGCACUGUAACCUGUACACACAAUAAAGACAGUGUCACGGA